This is a messenger RNA of Verruconis gallopava, 1505 nucleotides long. RefSeq lists its product as uncharacterized. The record is from RefSeq and is a predicted model, not a curated record. The transcript is spliced from 2 exons. NCBI's taxonomy places the organism in Eukaryota, Fungi, Ascomycota, Dothideomycetes, Venturiales, Sympoventuriaceae. The coding region runs from base 184 to 1221 and encodes 345 amino acids.
UGCUGGUCAAUCAUUUGAAAAAACAUACAGGUUUUGUAAUUCCAUCUUCACUUUCCCCGUGAGCGCUAUCAGCCUAUCUAUCAAGUCGUACGAGCUGCUGCUAGUUCCUGCCAAAUUAGACCCAUCCGCAGGCUGCAAGUUUCUAACAGGACUAUAUCCGAGGGACGUUCUUCAUCCGAAGUGAUGGCAACAAUGGCAUUACAGUCCCAGAUGGCCCAACCGAUGGCGCCUCUUUCCGAUCUCACUCGACACGACUCUCUCGCUUCUCGCGGUCGAAAAAUGACUCCGAGCGGCGGAAAUCGAUCCUGGUCUGAAGAAGAGGAAAACUACCUUCUGCAGACAAGAGCUCAGAAAAUGCCUUAUAAGCAUAUUGCCGCUCAUCUCAAGAAAACAGAACUUGCAUGUCGCCUGCAUUACCACCAGCUGUCCCAUGGCAGCCAUAGGAGAAAAAGAACCUCGUCUUUAUCCUCUUCCAGCUCGGCCGGUUCCGUCAGACAUUCCCCAACCCAAUAUCACCUCAACGGUGACAUUCACGAGGACUUCCGCCAUGGAACACUGCACAGCCAGGCGCACUUCUACUCGUCACUAAGCCCACUAGGUUCGUACCCUGUGGGUGGUGCGUUGGGAUCUCGAACGCAGCAUAAGGUCCUGUUACCGAAACCGCGGCCUUUGACUCCAGAAGAGUCUCCUAACCGCCUUGGUGGGUUGCGAAUUAGCACUCACGAGAGCCCAAAUGGAUCCUCGGUUGACACUGAUCGUUUGCGACAAAUCUAUGACUCGCGUAGAGGCUCUUUCUGGUCGUCGAUCGCACAAGAAUAUGGUACGGAUAUCUCGCCGAGCCACCUCGAGGAGGUUUGGCGCCACCAGCCCAACGGUCAGCCUCCCACUCCAGACGAUAGCCCGAAUGGUCGACCCGCCAUGCAUCCCAUGCUCCAAUCUUCGCCGUUCCCAUCCUUUGCACCAACUCUCCAUUCGUCAGUCAAGGACUUCGCACCGAUGAGCUUGCCAUCCAAUGCUCCGUCACACGACAGAUACUCGUAUGGCAUUCAUGCGGCAGACGGUGGAUACGGAGGAGCAUCUACCAUGGGAUUGGGCCGGGCGAACUCGUGGUCGGGCGGUGUUCACCAGCCUGCAACCGCCAUCACCUCAUUACUGACCGAGGACAAGUGCCCGAGACAUGGAUCUGAUACAAGAUACUGCGUUGGAGGCAGAUGUGUUUAAAUUUCCCACUUUCUUCUUCUAGCAGGAUUCUUUUUUCCUUCGUAUCACACCACCUUGUAUUAUGUGGCAUGGCUGGGGUCUUCUUGUCUGUCGUUUCUUGGUCUUGAUACCAACGGGGUCAAUUUGUCGGAUAUGGCAUCAAAUGGGUGUUCUGUGGCGUUUCUCCAAAUAGCUUGGGCAGAACCUAUGCGGAUAUGUUCGCCAUCGAGAGUGGAUAUAGAGGUUACGACGUACGACUUGAUGUAUCGCGUAUGUGCUCCACAUACUCUACUUGUUGUACAAAU